Ceraceosorus bombacis is the source of this 1641-nucleotide messenger RNA. Lineage: Eukaryota; Fungi; Basidiomycota; Exobasidiomycetes; Ceraceosorales; Ceraceosoraceae. The record is from the annotation of a GenBank genome assembly.
AUGCUCGGACCCCGUGCGAUCGCUGUUGCGCGGACCGCCGGCGGGCUCAGACAAGCGUCUUCAUCUGUAGUCAACGCCGCAUCCAAGCCGAUUCUCAGGCAAGGAGCAUCCCUGCCGUUUCGGGGGCGCGACGCCACAUCGGCUCUGCGCAGUCUUUCGAGUACGCCGCUUUCCUCUGCUUCGGUCUCUGCUCCCUCACUCUCAGAAGUGUUGGAUGCUUCGCCCCUUGCGUCCAAUUCGAGCGGGACCACGCCUGCUCAGAGAGCUAGAGAGGCGAAUUUGAGCCCGCAAGAGAGACGCACUUUGUUGGAACAGAAGAAGGAGAGGAAGCUCAAAGAGUAUGAGAGUAGGCUCAAGGUCAAAGCGAUGGAGUGAGUAGGGACACUUGUCUGUCAGCCUGCAUCCUGAGGCGGGCUCGCGACGUCGAGAGCUCGAGUUGCGCGCCUACAGCUGUACAUGGAGCUCAUUCUGCAUCGCGAACCUUUGUCGACGAGCGCUCCAGACAGGGGUUAUCGCUGGACGAACUCACCGCACAAGCCAGACAAAAGUCAGAGGCCGCGGCAAGAGCACGGGUCGAUGCCGCUAAAGCUGCUGCUGAUACCUUCGCGGCAUCUCAGCAAGGGCAGGAGAGCGAAUUCACAUCUAGCAAUGGCAACGAGUCUUUGGAGCAGAGAGAUGCUCGAUUGGCGGCAGAGAUCAGAGCUCGAGCAGAGGCUGAAGCGAAGCGGAAAUUGGAGAGUGGAGAUGUUAGCAGCGGACCUGGAGGCAGCGGUGUCAAGGUGGGUUGAGCAGCGACACUGAUGUCGGCGGCCGAGUCGAUGCGACGCUGGAUUCUAACCCGCGAAAGCCGGUUCAUGGCCUACCACAUUGCAGCCACUCUCGUCCAUCAUCGCACUGGAGAAGCUGGUAGAAGCAGACCCUGGCAAGAUCGGAGAGCUGUGGACGAGCUAUCACACGCUCAAGAAUAAGCUCUCAGCAGUCGUACCUUCGCACAUGUACUCUGCCAUGGUGGAGCGGGGACAGAAGUACAAGCAGUUCGUCCUUCCGCUCCCUCGCAAGAUCAGCGUUUCACCGGAGACGGAUGGCGUGCAAGGAGAGUCAGAAAAGCAGGGUUACGAAAUGUACCUGUGCGAGUGGGCGACCUUGCCUCCUCCACCCAAGCCCCCCGUGGCACAAGGGGCAGCACCAGAAGCUGCAGCUGCUCCUCUGCGUCCAGCUACGGUGCUUUUCACACCACUGGCCGAGUAUCAGCUGCGCCAGGAAUACGCACAGCCAGUGCUAGUGAUCACCUACUACACUGAUCUUUCCUCUUCGAAGGGGGUAGUCCUCAUGCGCGGCGAAGUGACAGAAGCGUCCAACGCCGAAGCAGCUCCUACAGGCUUCCAGGCCGCAGCAGCGGCAGCGGCGCGAGGGGCGAGCGAGGCAGAGCAAGAGAAGCUGACAGCUCCAUUGCAAAGCGAAGCCAAGCUGAGCCAACAAGAUGCUCAGCUGCUCAUCAUGAGCUUGCAGAGGUUCUACCUGCCUGCUGUAGCCAAUGCAAGCGGUGCACAGGAACGUGAAGAGCUGCUGCAGACUUUCCACAGAGAACCGGAGAAGUUUGACGUUGAUCGAUUGUGCAAGCUGGCCUUUGCCCUCGUGUAG